AUCAGGAAAAUCGCAGCACCUUUUAACAUCGCAGAAUUCCAUGCAUCCCUUUUACUGUUUGUAUUAUGUUUUUGGAAGGCAACUCUGAGUAGUGAGUGAGUGAGUCUUAAAAACUCUAAACUCACCACCUACCGCUGAUAACUCCACCCUUUCUUCUUAUAUCCCCACCCACUCACAAAGAUCUUUUUGUUUUUCCAUGACCCUUUACAAUUUUGCACAGGCAGGAGUUUUCUGGUUGCUUUUGGGUGUGGGUUUUUGAGAUGGAUUAGUUUUGGUGCCUGAAAGCUCUUUCCCAGCUUAGAUUCAGACACACUUUUGGCCCACAGUGAAAACCCACAAAGGGAUUUGAGUUUUACUGUUAUAUAUUUGAUUUUUUUAAUUAAUUUUAUUGAAAAGUGGGAUCUUUUAGGUUCCUUGAGAGGUUUUCUUGGUGUGUGUUUCUGGGUUUUCUGGUUUAUAGAUCUGGAAUUGUGCCUUGUUUUAGGAUAAAGAAUGCUGAAGGGGUUUCAAAGAUCUGGCUUUUCAAGAUUGCUCUUUUGAGCUCUUUCUCAGAGAGGCUUGUUGGUAGCUGAUAGAAUGGCUUCUGAUCUCCAAUCAGAAUUAUCCAAGAAAACUCCCAUUUUUAAUCUGAAAGUCUGGGAAGUAAUUGGAAUUGCUGUUGCACUGUUUAUCAUAGUCAUCCUCACUGUGCUAUCAAUGUGUCUUACUUGGCGUAAGAAAUCGAGGAAAGCUAGGGACAAGAUUCCCCUUAGUCAAAUCCCAACUGUCUCAAAAGAGAUUAAGGAAGUUCGGGUUGAGCAAGUAUCUGCUAGGGAGUUUGCUCCUCGUGAUGGAAUUCUUCUCACCAUUCAUGACAAAUCUAGUGACAAAGGAUCAGAUAAGAUCAUGGUCCAUCUGGAUAUGGGAAAAUCGAAGAAUGGAGAGAAUAGCAGCCAGUCAGGUUCAUUUAAUCAUUUAGAAAACGACGGUGUCCUGUCCCAAUCUGGAGAAGAGGGGAGUUCCAGCACCGUUACAGGACAUAAGCCUUCAUCAUCUUAUCCAAUAACCACCCCGUCUCCUCUAGUUGGCCUGCCUGAAUUCUCGCAUUUGGGUUGGGGACACUGGUUUACAUUAAGGGACCUUGAGCUUGCAACAAACCGGUUUGCAAAGGACAAUGUCCUUGGUGAAGGUGGAUAUGGAGUUGUUUACAGGGGACAUCUCAUCAAUGGGACUCCAGUGGCAGUUAAAAAGAUCCUAAACAACCUAGGCCAAGCAGAGAAAGAAUUCAGGGUGGAAGUUGAAGCAAUUGGCCAUGUGCGCCACAAGAAUUUAGUUCGCCUCCUGGGAUACUGCGUCGAAGGAACUCAUAGGAUUUUGGUCUAUGAGUACGUCAACAAUGGAAACUUGGAGCAGUGGCUUCACGGAGCAAUGCGUCACCAUGGAUAUCUCACUUGGGAAGCCCGCAUAAAGGUUCUCCUUGGGACCGCAAAAGCUCUUGCCUAUUUACAUGAGGCCAUUGAACCGAAAGUUAUACACCGAGACAUUAAAUCAAGCAAUAUAUUGAUUGAUGAAGACUUCAAUUCCAAGGUAUCUGAUUUUGGGCUGGCCAAGCUGCUGGGUGCAGGAACUAGUCAUGUGACAACGCGUGUUAUGGGAACUUUCGGGUAUGUGGCCCCUGAAUAUGCUAAUACCGGACUUUUGAAUGAAAAGAGCGAUGUAUAUAGCUUUGGGGUUUUGCUCUUAGAGGCAAUUACUGGAAGGGACCCUGUGGACUAUGGUCGCCCUGCUCAUGAGGUGAAUCUGGUUGAUUGGCUAAAAAUGAUGGUUGGAAGCAGAAGAUCCGAAGAAGUGGUAGACCCAAACAUUGAGGUGAGACCAUCAACAAGAGCCCUGAAACGAGCCCUCUUGACUGCUUUGAGGUGCGUUGAUCCAGAUUCUGAAAAAAGACCCAAGAUGAGCCAAGUUGUCCGUAUGCUUGAGUCCGAGGAAUAUCCUAUACCAAGAGAGGAUCGAAGGCACCGAAGAACUGAAGGAGAUAGCGCGGACAUUGAUUCCCAGCGCGAAAAUUCAGAUACUGAUCGCAGUGAUUAUCCGGGUUCAAGAUCAGAGAGCAAAGGCUACCAACGAACGUAAUAACCCAGUGAUUCGUUUAAGGAUCUCGGAAAUAUAGAAAGUGAGGUUAAUUCUUAAAUUUUUUUUUUUUCUACUCUUAAUUGUUGGGUUUGUCUGUCUGAGACUCUGAGCUGAUGCUAUUAGGACAUAUGUGGUAGAAGGGGUUGAUGGGGAAGAGGGAUGAUCUAUUCAUUUUUUUCCCCUCCUUUUUUUUUCCUUUGUUUUUGUUAUUUUUUUGUAGAUGGAGAAAUAUAUUGUUUGUGCAUGUAAGUGGUGGUGUUUGUGAAAAACCCAAAACAGUAGGGGGUUUAUGUACAGAGUGAUUUGCUCUUCAAAUUUGGUGGAUGAAAUUGCC
Molecule: messenger RNA, 2446 nt
Organism: Pyrus x bretschneideri (Chinese white pear)
Lineage: Eukaryota; Viridiplantae; Streptophyta; Magnoliopsida; Rosales; Rosaceae
Product: probable receptor-like protein kinase At5g18500
Exons: 8
Coding region: 577-2112 (511 amino acids)
Biological process (GO): protein phosphorylation
Molecular function (GO): protein kinase activity; ATP binding
Source: RefSeq, a predicted model, not a curated record